AGGUGCCGCCGCCGCCGCCUCCCGGGGAGAGGAGUCGUCUCGGAUCCGGCCGGCGGCCGCCCAGGCCGGGGAGGAGCCGCCGGAGAAGCGAUGCAGGAAGCCAUUGCCAUCACUGAGCAGCCAGUCUCGAUCUCUGUUCCAGUGGGAUACUCCUUCACACUGCGGUGCCGAGCCGAGGGCCGCACCUUGCUGCAGUACCAGUGGUUUUGUCAGCAUCAGUCUGACUGCCGCCAGAUUCCUGGAGCAACCAACCCAGACUUGCCCAUUGUUGCAGAGCAGACCAAGCUCUACACAUGCAGAGUCAAUGACCUCUACAGAAAUGCUGUCUUUUCUGACUGGGUGAAGGUGGAGGUCCAUCAGUGUGUUGCCAGAGGUUUGCCCCCUCGGCUGUGGCGAGGAGAGCCUGUCAUCAUCCUCAACCCCACGGAGCAGCGUGUGGAGGUGGGGAAGCCACUGCAGCUGCAGUGUGCUGCCAUGGGGGUCCCAGCCCCCUGCUACCAGUGGUACCGGAAUGGGAACCUGCUGGAACAACACAAGAGAAAAAAACUCUGGAUCACCCAUGCCAAGGUCAGUGACUCGGGCACGUACCUUUGCUGCGCCUCCAACAGUCACGGAGAGCACUGGACCAACGCUGUGGACAUUUACGUAGGUACAUGUGGGUCUGAGAAGUUUUUUGCUACAGGCAAAAUAGCACUUUUAGUGGGCAACAACUGCUACCAGCAUCAUCCCAACCUCAUGGCUCCUGUCAAGGAUGUGUUUGAGCUGAGUCAUCUUCUGGAGCAGCUGGGCUUCCAGGUUGUCUCCCUCCUGGAUCUGAACAAGGCUGAGAUGGCGGCAGCGGUCAGUCAGUUCCUGCAGCUCCUGGGGAAGGGAGUCUAUGCUAUAUUCUACUAUGCCGGGCAUGGGUAUGAACAUUUGGGGAGGAACUACAUGGUCCCUGUUGAUGCCCCCCAGCCCUACACCCCUGAGAACUGCAUCAGCGUUCAGAGGAUCCUCCAGAAGAUGCAGCAGCAGCAGACAGCCCUGAACGUCAUCCUGCUGGACACCUGCAGGAAGUGGUACAACUCAGGACGUGCCCUCUCCCAGGUGCAGCCGCUGGAGCCCUGGGGAAAUACUGUCUAUGGCUAUGCCACGAGCGAAGAUGCAGAAGCCUAUGAACUGCAGGAUGGGGAGUUCAGCUCUGGGAUCUUCAUGAAAUACCUGAAGAAACACAUUCUGAAAGAGAAGAAGGUUACACACAUGUUGGAGGAUGUCUUAGAAGACAUUGGCCGGGAUCCCCUGGUCACUGGGAAGCAGGUAAUGGAGAUCAAACACACCCUGAAGGAAGCCCGGUCUCUGACAGACCCCAUCUGUCCCUCCAGCUCAGGUGCCAAGUGCUGGGGACACAGCCAUGAGUCGCUGAGCAGAAUGCUGACCUUCCCCUGCGGGGCCCGGGCAGAGCUCCGCUUCCUGCGGCUCUUCUCCAACCUGAUGUCUGUAUGUGCAAAGCUGCAGCCCCCCCCCGCCCAUGUCACUGCCCCCUUCCUCCUGCUCUGCCAGCCCCCGGAGAUGGAGGCCUUGGCCAUGCAGAGGGAGAGCCAUCUGGACCAUGUGGAGACUCUGCUUGCCUCCGUGUACAAGUGGGAGGAGCUGGACUGCGUCUUCCAGCUCUGUGGACUUCAGAAAAUUCAGACGGAUGUGGUCCUGCAGUUGGAUUUGCAUUACACCCAGCCGAGCACAAAGCAGAGGACUUGUGAAAGCCUGCAAACAACCCUCCAGAAAUCCCUGCUGGGGCAGUUUUUCAGCCAGAGGAACAACUCUCAGCCAGACUCCCAGCAAACUACUUGUGGCACAGGCAGUGUGUGUCUCCAGGACACACCAGACCCAAAGGGACAAGGAUCCCGGAGGACAGGCUCUGGCCACAGCUUGCCCAGCAGCAGCCCCUCCACCUUCAACAGCGAGCCCGAGGAGAACGACGAGAGUGACCUGGGUGAGCUCUGCUCAGCGCUGCUUCGGGCUGGCCCCUGACCCUCUGCCCUGGUUUUAACUGAGGCAGUAGCUCUUCAAGUGCUGAAUCCAUCAGAAUCCACAGCUGCCUCCUAGUCUCAGCAUCGCCCUGUCCCACUGAGGCCAAGGAUGCUUUCUGGGAAAGGUUUCUCCCAUCCUCACUCUGUGGUGUGCAGGGCCUGAAGCCCACUGGGACUACCCCCGGUUCCACGUGAGCAUCGGGAUCAGUGGGCAGUCACUGUAGUGUCUGCAGAGGACAGUGCCACCCCUGUGGACAGUCAUAACACUGCCAAGGCAUUGCUACAAGUCAAGGGCACUGCUGGUAUUUUCUGCCUGAAAACAAACGUUGCAGCAUUAAAUGUGAUGAGAAACCCCCAAACACUACAGCCCUGGCUCCAGUCCCAGCCAUGGCUGCUGGCUCCCAUCACACCUGUACAAGGGACAUGGGGCUGCGCCAAGGGGACCAGGUGAAAUGGUGUGAGCUCUCCCUGGGGUCACUGUGGUUUUCUUCCCAUGCUUGUGUCAAAGCAGGUGUUAAGUUAUGCACUUAUGUGUUUCUGAAGAAUGUAUUUAUAAUUGGGGUGACAGUCACUUGCCAGGAAAAGGAAGUUCUGUCCAGUGUGUGUUUAGGGGGAGGCUGGUUUUUCCACCAGGAACAGCCACCAGGAGUAGCAGAUACACUGACACCUGCCCCUUCCAGCAUGGUCCAAGGGGCAUUAAAAGGUGUUCAGCCCCGUGCAGUCCCCAGUUCCUCUCAGGUGCGGUGUCCUACAGGAGAGAUGA
Molecule: messenger RNA, 2769 nt
Organism: Empidonax traillii (willow flycatcher)
Lineage: Eukaryota; Metazoa; Chordata; Aves; Passeriformes; Tyrannidae
Product: mucosa-associated lymphoid tissue lymphoma translocation protein 1-like
Exons: 14
Coding region: 91-2007 (638 amino acids)
Biological process (GO): proteolysis
Molecular function (GO): cysteine-type endopeptidase activity
Source: RefSeq, a predicted model, not a curated record